Messenger RNA from Hyposmocoma kahamanoa, 3645 nucleotides. It is a transcript of the gene per, whose product is annotated as period circadian protein. Bases 1 to 3342 code for a protein of 1113 amino acids. Gene Ontology annotation, cellular component: cytoplasm; nucleus. The transcript is spliced from 27 exons. Gene Ontology annotation, molecular function: transcription cis-regulatory region binding; transcription corepressor binding. Gene Ontology annotation, biological process: circadian regulation of gene expression; entrainment of circadian clock by photoperiod; negative regulation of transcription by RNA polymerase II. The record is from RefSeq and is a predicted model, not a curated record. Lineage: Eukaryota; Metazoa; Arthropoda; Insecta; Lepidoptera; Cosmopterigidae.
AUGGAUAACUUAGACGACACGGAGAAUCAUGCGAAGGUUUCGGACUCCGCUUACUCUAACAGUUGCAGUAAUAGUCAAUCUCGCAGGAGUCACAGCUCGAAAUCUACUCACUCCUGCAGUCAAUCAAGUGGUAGUAGUGGAUAUGGAGGUCAACCGUCGACUUCCAGUUAUAGUAAAAACACUACAAGUCAGCCCCUUGAGAAAAGAAGUAAGAAGAAAGAAGUGAAGAAAAAGAAGUCGUUGCAUAUAAAUUUUGAGGCUCCGACGUCGACAGAAUGCAGGUCUCUGGUUGAAGAGCCGAUUGCUGAGGCUGCAAACGAGGAAGUGUGCAUUGUUGUUCCGCCAAAGUCAUCACCGGCUCAAACGCGUAUAGAGAAUGGACCAGAGACUGUAGAACUGUCUACACUAGAGUGGCGUAGCCCCAAUGAUGAUGUCCGGCCAUGUAUCAGUGCGUUGCUUGCGUCCGAGAGUCAUCCAGUCUCCUGUCCUGCUGAUGGAUUCUUUUGCGAGAUUUCCAUGCGUGACGGUGUAGUCAUGUACACAACGCCAUCUCUCACCACAACUCUGGGAUACCCUAAAGACAUGUGGGUCGGCAGGUCCUUCAUAGAUUUUGUCCACCCUAGGGAUCGCAAAACGUUCGCCUCACAAAUCUCGAGUCGUUGGACAGUCCCGAAAAAUGAUAAUGAUACAGUAGUAAAAGCACCUUCACUAAACAACACAGUAUCUAUGAUGGUAUGCAGAAUCCGGUGCCAUAGGGGUUUGAACGGUGGAUUUGGCGUAAAAGACAAACAGGUAUCCUAUAUGCCGUGUAUGCUGAAACUGUCUUUCAAGGAUAUUGUUGACAAAGAUGAGAAAGCGGUGUCUUUGGUAAUACAUGGGACCCCUUUUUUUUCCGCUUUCAAAUCCCCCAACGAAGUGGUCGAGAAUGCAACGCCCUUUGUAAUUCGGCACGCGGCGAGCGGAAAUGUGCAGUAUUUAGACCCUGAAUCCAUGCCGUAUCUCGGGUAUUUGCCUCAGGACUUCACGGAUAAAGAUGCUCUACAGUUAUACCACCCUGAAGACUUGAUGUAUAUUAGACAGCAGUACGAGACUAUCGUUAAGGAAGGCGGUGUGUCGCUUUCUAAAGCAUACAGGCUCAUCGCUCAAAACGGCGAUUUUGUAAAAGUGGAAACAGUGUGGUCUUCUGUCGUAAACCCUUGGUCGCGGAAACUCGAGUCAGUAAUUGCUAAACACCAUACAAUUGAGGGUCCAUCAAAUCCCAAUGUAUUCCAGUCACCCGACCCCGAUAAAGGAUUGAAGUUGUCCGAAGACGAAAGAGCCAGAGUCCAAGCGCUGAAAGAUAGCAUUAUUAGACUACUCAGUGGAGUCCUUACAAAGCCAGCAGAAAUGGCUAAACAGCAUAUGAGUAAACGCUGCCAAGACCUCGUUUCGAUCAUGGAAAGUCUCAUGGAAGAUAAACCCAAGAUUGAAGAUCAAUUGCGCCUAGAUUUACAAGAUCCUGACAACAGCUAUUAUGAGUUAGAGUCGGUGAUGCUUGGGGAGAUUUCGCCGCACCACGAGUACAGUGAUAGCAAGUCUAGCACGGACACACCGCUCUGUUACAACCAGCUUAACUACAGUGAAAAUUUAAAGAGGUUUUUCGACUGCCAGGAUCUAUUCUCUCACGAUAACUAUCACAAAAGCACUGGUGAUAACAUUUUGGGUCACAAGGAAAAGAUUCCAAGAGGAAGAUGCCUGUCGCCAAUAGCGCAACUUUCAGGUGACUCUUACGAGUUGAGUUCGUGUAGCUCGUGUCCGGUGCGGGACAGCAGCCCCGACUCUUACAGUAACCACAAGCGAUUGCGUCUAACUGAGUCGCUACUCAUGAGGCACAAUGCCGAAAUGGAGAAGGAGCUGAUGAAAGUGCAUCGCGAGAUCCGUUCGACCAGUAAGGGAGAGCGCGAAAAGACGUCCAAUGACACCAGAAUGAAGAAGAAAGAGCAUUUAGCACGAUGCAAUGCUAAAUUUCAACCCACCUCUGCCACUGCGGAAACUGGUCGACUUAAGUCAAAUAAGGCAAAACGUUCGUCGAAACCGGCGGAAUCUGAUAAGAUGCAUAAGCACCAUUGCUCCUCCCGCCGCUGUCCGCGUACCACCGCGACCUCGCCAGUGCAACAUUCUUCCACUAUUACCACUACUGUUGUCAACAACACGCUGGGCACGUUUUGGAAUAUGGACCAUCGUUAUCCGGCACACUACCCUAUGCCAACCGUGAACAAUUUGAAUGCGUUCAUCUUGGGCAUUCCGCAGCAGAUGCCUAUCAUGGGACCCAUGACUAGUAUGCCAGGCAUGUUUCCCAUGUACUACACACCGGCCGCGCCCAUAAUGACCCCUGGCGCUGAAUUAAGCCAAAACGCCGGAAAUAGCUCCGCACAAUACCCUGCACCAGUAAUGAUGUACGGGUCACCGUUCAUGUAUGCGCCCGUCAACCCAGCCCAUGUCGCGUACCCGAUGCAGCAGAACGUGGUCGCUCACACUAUGCACUAUUCACACAGUACCCUUGGUUUGGGAAGAAGUAAUUAUGAAGAGGCAUGUAAGCAAAAUGUACUGCAGAAGACGAAGUCGCAUUCUGGCGCUGCAUGGCGGGAAAAGAUGCGAGCAGAGACUCGGAAACAGUCAAAGUACGGUCACAGAAGCGGUGAUAGCAGCUGCUCCGCUAUUACAUUCAAUCGGCAGAGAAAUAAUGCCAUUCCCGAAUCUUCACCUUCGCAUGGCCGGAAACGCAAAAGGCAACUGGGCAACAGCGAUGAGACGGAGGACCGAACGGAUGAGGAGUCCAGUUACUCCUCCUUUUAUUCAUCUUUCUUCAAGACAGAUACUGGUAGCGCUGAAGAUAGCGGCGAUGGAAGGAAGGAAAAUCCCAAGAAUAUGAACGACUACUAUUGUGUUCAACAAGAGAAAAAAGUAACCAGAAGAAAGACAGUACCUCCGUGGAUGGAACAGGUGCACGUGACGCCCGAUUUGAUCUACAAGUACCAGAUAUUAACGAAGGAAGUUGAUGAGGUGCUAAAGGCUGAUAGGUUGAAGAUGGCCGGCGUAGAUAUGCCGUCUUUGGUGAAUGAGCAACUGGGGCAGCUUUAUAUGGACAUGCAACUGGAGGGAGCUGGAGACCGGCUUCAUAUCGAAGGAGGCAGCACCGCCUCUAGUAGUUCCGAAGAUGAGAGUUCUUCAGUAAAUCCAAAAGGGAAGAAGGUCCGAAGGAAGCACAAUUACAGCAAGCUAGUGAUGAUUUAUGAGGAAGACGCACCGUUGCCGCCACCCGAUGUUGAGCCCAGUGCAACUGAGCAUUGUGGUAACUCGUAGGAUAGCAGUAACGGGAACCUGAAGUAACAGUUUUGCUGUGUUAAGUACAAUGCGUAUCGUAGAUUUUGGACACGUGUAUCACGAGUUAAACUUGAAACUGGUACAGUUACCCAUCGCGUAUUUUUAGUUCUUAUUUGAAUCAUGACAUUUUGAGUCCGAAUAAAUAAGACUGAAGUUUUCUGUGGGAAGUGAGAAAUUUUCGCGAUUUCGUAAGGUGAUUUACGAAAUACGCGACCCAUUUAAUUAUUAUAUAUUUCUCACAUUGUUACGAAAAUCUCUAUUGAAUUAUUCAAAUAAUUAUGA